Messenger RNA from Passer montanus (Eurasian tree sparrow), 2796 nucleotides. It is a transcript of the gene DOK2, whose product is annotated as docking protein 2. The coding region runs from base 259 to 1692 and encodes 477 amino acids. Gene Ontology annotation, biological process: cell surface receptor protein tyrosine kinase signaling pathway; positive regulation of MAPK cascade. Gene Ontology annotation, cellular component: cytoplasm. The record is from RefSeq and is a predicted model, not a curated record. NCBI's taxonomy places the organism in Eukaryota, Metazoa, Chordata, Aves, Passeriformes, Passeridae. The transcript is spliced from 5 exons.
GGCUGAGCGCGGCACGGGCUGAGCCCGCCCCGGUGACACCGCGGGGGACACGGCCCCGGGACCCCGGGACACUGAGGACACCUGGGGACACUGCGGGCACUCAGGACACACCGGGCACUCAGGACACUCCGGACACUUGGGGACGCUCUGGACGCUGUGGACGCUCGGACACUUGGGACACUCUGGACACUCGGGACAUUUGGGACACUCGGAACACUCGGGGACACUCGGACACUGCGGACGCUCGGACAGGCCGCGAUGGACGAGGCGGUGGUGAAGCAGGGCGGGAUGUUCCUGCAGCUGCAGCAAACCUUCGGGAAGAAGUGGAAGAAGUUCUGGGCCGUGCUGUACCGGGAGAGCUCGUGCUCCACGGCGCGCCUGGAGCUGCUGGAGGGCCCCGAGCGGCCGCGCAAGGCCGAGGGCAGCCGGCGCCUGGUCCGGCUCAGCGACUGCGUCCACGUGGCCGAGGUGGGCGGCGAUGCCACCUGUCCCAAGGACACCGUCCCCUUCCUGCUGGAGACCACGGAGCGGCGCUUCCUGCUGGCCGCCGACGGCGCCGAGGCGGCCGAAUGGAUCCAGCGGCUGUGCGAGCUGGCGUUCCCGAGGAGCCGGGAGGAGCCGGGAGUGGCCAAGGAGGGCACCGAGGGCGAGUUCUCCAUGGAGGAAAAUUCCCUGUACAGCUCGCGGGGCAAAGCCGGCCUGGAGCAGGCGUUUGAGGUGACAGUGAGGGUGACACCGUCAUCGCAGCGCUGCCGCCUCCGGGGCCGCGGCAUCCUGCGGGCGGGCGAGGAGGCGCUGGAGCUGUGGCACCCGCAGAGCCAGGAGCUGCUGGCCAGCUGGCCCUACCGCUUCCUGCGCCGCUUCGGCCGCGACAAGGUGACCUUCUCCUUCGAGGCCGGCCGGCGCUGCGCGUCCGGAGAGGGCAACUUCGAGUUCGACACCAGGCAGGGCAACGAGAUCUUCCAGGCCAUCGAGGCGGCCAUCGAGGUCCAGCGGGGCCGCGGCGCCGAGGAGCCGCGCCGGGGGGGCCCUGUGGAUGAAACCCCGCGGCCGCUUGAGCACGCCAGGACACCCGGCCGGGCACAGGGCCAUGAGGAGGGCAAAGGGGUCAAGGGCAGGCCGGUGAUGCCCCCCGGGGCUGGGGAGGCCUCGGGGCCGUUCCAGCUGGCACGGGGUGCGGAUUGUCCCUACGCCGAGCCCCACGACGCCCUGCGCCGCGGGAACGCGGCCGCGCCGCCCGACACGGGCCGGAGGCCGGACGGGGCCAGGGUGGAGUCCGAGUACGCCGUCCCCUUCGACACCAUCGCCAAGUCCCUCCUGGCGCGCCAGUUCGGUGGCCUGGGCUGUCCCCAGGAGGGGCUCCCCGAGCCGCCGAGUGUCCCCAGGGAUGCAGGGGGGGCUCAGCAGCCCCCCGGCCGCCCCACGGCCCCCAAACCCGAGCACAUCUACGACGAGCCCGAGGGUCUCUCGGGCCUCUCGCUGUACGACGAGCCCCAGGAGGUGAAGGGGGAGGCCUGGAGGCUGCAGGCGGCCCCCGAGGAGCCCCCCGGGCUCGGGACUCCCUACAACGCCCAGCGCGACGACUACGCCGUCCCCAAGAGGCCCUUCCUGCUGCAGGGCAACGAGUGGCUCGGCGACUGCGACUACGACAACGUGGCCCUCAGGGUGGCCAAGAAGAGGAACCUGCAGUGAGCGGCAGCGGGGGAGACGAGGAGGGGACGCCCCAAAUCCCCCAGCAGGACUUUACCCCAUCCCCGGCAGAACUGAGACCCCCAGAGCCCAGCGCAGCCGGGGCUGGGGAGGGGGCACAGCCGGGGGUGGCAGGGGACAGCCGGGAGGUGGCAGGGGACAACCGGGAGGUGGCAGGGGACACCUGGGGGGUGGCAGGGGACAGCCGGGAGGUGGCAGGGGACAGCUGGAAGCGCUGGAUGCGCCCACUGGAGGGCAGUGCGAGCCCACCGGAGCGGCGGUGCCCGGGCAGCGGGACCCCCGCGGCCGCAGCCCCGGGACCCCGAAGCCCGCUGGAGCAGCGGUUCCACCUCACUCAUCCCCCGGGAUGCACUUCCAGGGCGGCUGGAGCAGGAAUGGCCUGGGGCGCUCAGCGGGGUGUGCUUCCUUGGGGAUGGACAUCCCAAAUCACUCAGGAUGGGCAUCCCAAAUCCCACGGGAUGGAUAUCCCAAAUCCCUCAGGAUGGACAUCCCAAAUCCCUCAGGAUGGACAUCCCAAAUCCCUCAGGAUGGACAUCCCAAAUCCCACGGGAUGGACAUCCCAAAUCCCUCAGGAUGGACAUCCCAAAUCCCUCAGGGAUGGGCAUCCCAAAUCCCCAGGGAUGGAUGUCCCGAAUUCCCCAGGGUUGCAGAUCCUACCCCAUGGGAUGGACAGAGCUCAUUCCCUGUGAUGGACAUCCCAAAUCCCCAGGGAUGGACAUCCCAAAUCCCCAGGGUUGAACAUCCCAAAUCCCCAGGGAUGAACAUCCCAAAUCCCCCAGGGAUGCAGAUCUCACCCCAUGGGAUGGACAGUGCUCAUUCCCAGGGAUUCAGAUCCCGCCCCGAGCCCUCCUGUGCCCACACAGAGCCCCCAGUGCUCCCAGUAUGUUCCAGUGCCACAGCAGCACCGGGUCCUUCCCUGCCCAAAGGUCCCUCCCCACCUUGCUCGGCAAACCCCAAAUUCCGUCUGUUUCAUCCUCACUUUUUUUUUUUAAAUUCUCUUUAUAAACGCCCCUUCCAUCCCCUCUGGAUUCCAGAUGGAAAACUGGCUUUUAUUUUCAUGGAGAUUUUCACGGCUUGCUCCAUUCC